AUGAAACUGAAAUUCCUAUCGCAUUUUUUAUUGUUUGCCCUUGUAAGCCGUCCUGAAGCUUCACCUGAAACGCGAUUUGUUGUGGGAGUCAUCGUGUUGUUAAAAAUCCGAUGGCUCAUCAAACGAACUUUCCUUGCUAGAAAACGAGGAGUUGUGGUUUGCUACGUAAUGUUUCCAGGUCAAACUUUUUUGAACACGGCAGCGAGUACAAUCCGAUAUGUCACAUUUAUGAUUAAAUGUUUCCUUAUUUUAAUAUAUUCUUGUAUCAUUGUCUACCUGUCCGACAACCCUGCUAACAGAAACACCGUUGCAGUGUACACAUUGAUUUUUGUUCUAAUCCAUUGUUGGGAGCAAUUCUUGUAUGGCUUCUACAAAGUCGGCGUUUCGUUGAUUAGAACACUUUAUGUUGUCAAAAUUGAAAUUGAAUCCAAAGUUGUCUUAUAAUUUGCAUGCCAUGUUUUAUUUCUAUUCUCAAUUCCAUAAUAAAUGCGCUUUGUUU
Molecule: messenger RNA, 499 nt
Organism: Caenorhabditis elegans
Lineage: Eukaryota; Metazoa; Nematoda; Chromadorea; Rhabditida; Rhabditidae
Gene: C05E11.2
Exons: 5
Coding region: 1-444 (147 amino acids)
Source: RefSeq, marked reviewed